UGUUUGUUUCUGUUCUUUAGCCGUUUAGUAAGCGGUUUUGAAUGAAAUAUGGUAAAAUGUUUAGUGUGAAUAUGAAGUUGAACGCCUUCACUUCAGUUUACUGCAGAACACAUUCUACACAUACAUAUCCCUGUACACAUAUGGCACAUUGGCUCAGUGUCAGCGACCACCUGUAAGACAUAUUGAAUCAAAAGUUCUUCACGUAUCAACUGCAAUUACACGAUGCCGCUGUCCCGAUUUGCACACUUAUUAUGGCUUAGCUGUAUAAAGACAGCUUUUAUCGCUACACUGCUUAUGCGGACAACUAUAGCCACAUCACCAGCAUCAUCAGAUUCUUUUGUUGGCCGCAAUAAGAUAGUCUACAAUCCCAGCCAACUCUCGGACGCUCAUUUACUGGAGUACAGCAACCUAUCAGACGGCCAACAUUUGAAAGAAGCUGUUAAGAAUAUAUCAAUACCACGAGUUGUGGGCACACCAAAUCAUGGAAUCGUGCGUCAAUAUAUUGUGCAGAGUCUGCGGGACUUGGAUUGGAAUGUGGAGCUGGACAACUUUCAUGACACAGCGCCCAUUAUGGGCAAUUUACACUUCAGCAACAUUAUAGCAACACUGAAUCCCAAUGCUGAGCGAUUCUUGGUGUUGGCAUGCCAUUAUGACAGCAAGUACAUGCCGGGCAAGGAGUUUGUGGGUGCCACGGACUCCGCUGUGCCCUGUGCCAUGCUCUUGAAUUUGGCCAAGGUGCUGCAGGAGAAGCUUAAGCCAUUCCAGAGCACUAAGCUUAGUUUGAUGCUGUUGUUCUUCGACGGUGAGGAAGCAUUUAAGGACUGGGGUCCGACCGAUUCCAUAUAUGGUGCCCGACACUUGGCCAAGGUCUGGGAGAAGGAGGGCAAAUUGGAUCGCAUCGAUAUGUUGGUGCUGCUCGAUUUGCUGGGUACACCAGAUCCCUCCUUCUACAGUUUCUUCCCCAAUACGGAGCAAUGGUAUAUGCGUUUGGUGGAUCUGGAAACACGUCUCUCGCAGCAGCACCUCUUUGAACGCUAUAUGAGUAGCGGAGUGGUGCAGCACGAUCCAUCCAGAUAUUUUCAGCCGCAGGCCUUGCGGAACAGCCAGGUGGAGGACGAUCACAUACCCUUCCUGCGGCGCAAUGUGCCCGUUGUACAUUUAAUUCCCAUUCCCUUUCCCAGCGUAUGGCACACAACGGACGAUAACGAACAGAUGAUCGAUUAUGCGACCACAAACAAUUUGGCUCUCGUUAUACGGCUCUUCACGCUCGAGUAUCUGCUAGGCGGCGUUGCAAAAGCCGCGUAAAAUCCCUUUUUGACUAUCAAGCCUUAUCAUACUGACCUGUCUGAUACGCGGUAUCGUUGCUGUGGCAAAUAAUAGAAUAAAAAUC
Messenger RNA from Drosophila arizonae, 1390 nucleotides. It is a transcript of the gene isoQC, whose product is annotated as iso Glutaminyl cyclase. Gene Ontology annotation, molecular function: glutaminyl-peptide cyclotransferase activity; zinc ion binding. NCBI's taxonomy places the organism in Eukaryota, Metazoa, Arthropoda, Insecta, Diptera, Drosophilidae. The record is from RefSeq and is a predicted model, not a curated record.